Molecule: messenger RNA, 813 nt
Organism: Arachis stenosperma
Lineage: Eukaryota; Viridiplantae; Streptophyta; Magnoliopsida; Fabales; Fabaceae
Exons: 4
Coding region: 1-813 (270 amino acids)
Source: RefSeq, a predicted model, not a curated record
AUGGAUUGGAUACGAUCCGUAUAUUCGCGGUGUUUAUCCGAAUACGAUCCAAAAAUUGUGGAUAUCGAUCUGAUCCACAAGGUUAUCGAAUCGGAUCGGAUCCGCAAGGUUAUUAGAUCGGAUUGCGGAUUUCAUGUAGAGUAUCUCAAAACAUUAGAGAUAAAGAUCCCUUUUGUAGAAGCUCUUGAACAGAUACCUUCUUAUGCAAAGUUCAUGAAGGACAUUCUAAGUCAUAAGAAGCAUUGGAGAGAGACACAAAUAGUCCUCCUCACUGAGGAAUGCAGUGCAAUCAUUCAGAACAACUUACCAGAGAAGCUUAAAGACCUUGGAAGCUUCAUGAUACCUUGCAUUCUAGGUGAUACUUGUACAAGGACAGCUCUAUGUGGCCUUGGGACAAGCAUCAACCUAAUACCAGCGGCUUUAAUAAAGAAGCUCUGUUUGACUGAUGAAGUCAAACCAACCCGCAUAUGCCUUCAACUUGCUGAUGGGUCCAUUAAGAUACCAUCAGGAUUAAUAGAGGACAUGAUUGUCAGGGUUGGACCCUUUGCUUCUCCCACUGACUUUGUGCAUCCAGACAUUCCUGAGGACUGCAUGAGCAUUGACCUCAUUGAUUUCCUAGUGGAAAAUGUCAACAUGGCCAAAAGCUCCAAGGACAGGCUUGAUGAUAUCCUCAAUAAUACUCAGCAUGAUUCAGGGGAACCUCUGAAAACCUCUGAGGAAAAGGAGAAGCCUCCUAAGCUUGAGCUUAAGCCAUUACCUUCCUCCAUAAAAUACGCAUUUCUGGGAGAGGGAGAUACCUAUCCUGUACAAUAA